This is a messenger RNA of Anolis sagrei ordinatus, 3353 nucleotides long. NCBI's taxonomy places the organism in Eukaryota, Metazoa, Chordata, Lepidosauria, Squamata, Anolidae. The record is from RefSeq and is a predicted model, not a curated record.
CCGUGCGCCACUGGCUUCCGUCAACAACUUUUUGCUGGAGCAUGUGAGCUGCACAAAGUGUCGCUUGCAGCAUUUGUGUUGUUUGGAGACCCCAUCUGAGGACUAGUGGGCUUCGCAGGUGGAAAUGAUGCUCAGCGCCACCGAUCCUUGGCUUCCAGGUUGUCUUGUGGCACUUCCUCUCCAAAAUAUAACCUUCUAGGGCCAAAAGCGGUGCAAGGACUUUAUUUAGGCAAGGAAUUUGUGUCGUUGCUUUGCCUGGGAUAUGAGCAUCACAGACGUUGCUUACUCGCUGCUACGGUGUGAAGAGACCUUCUCCGCUUGCCUUGCCCGCAUCAACAGUGUUGUCCUCCAGCCCCUGUUGCAAGCAGGUUCCUUUGAGCAGGCCAAAUUCUUCUUGCUUCUAAAUGACCACUUCCAAGUGAUUUGGGACUUGACGGAGGAGAACUACAGAGCCCUGAAGCAAACCUUGGCAGAAACAGAGUCGGCCAGUGUUUGCGACCUCUACUUAGCCUGGAAAGUGGACUUAUUCCUUGACGCUUACAUCCAGUAUUUCUCCAAAUUUGCCCGUUGUGUUGUGGUUCAAGGGUUUGAACAUGCGGCAAGAAAUAAAAGUGAGGUCUGGAAGUCCCACAAGCCGUCCCUCCAGCAGCUCCUCGAAGACUUCUCCCCGGACACCUCCAAUGCGGUGGCUCUCCAUACGGUGCUCCACAAACCCUUCCAGGAUCACCUCCAGCAAUACAGCGCUCUCUUCUCCAAGCUCGAGGAGAUAAAGACCCUGGGUCCGGACAAAGAAGCCAUCGCGAAUGCUUCCAAACAGUUUGCAAAGCUGCGCUCUUUCAUUAGCCAAGCCUUGGAUGAAGCCGGCCUCACCAGAAACCUGUGGAAGUCUCUGAGUCACAAAUUCACGGAUGUCCUUUGCAAUCCGGAGAGGCGCCUCCUGGAAGACAGCCGAAACCUGGCCGUCUUUUCCAGCACCGGGAGGUUGGACCGUGUCCUGCUCUUCCACGACAUCCUUGUGCUCAUCCAGGGAAGCAGCCUCCAGAGCUUUGACCUGAAGCUCGUGUGGGUGGAUGAAACCUCCAAGGAAACGGGAAAGCAUACGCUCCGUGUUAGGACACCAGAAGAAGAGUUCUUCCUCGUGGCCAAAGAGCCAGAGUCACGGGCUGUGUGGCAAUGGAAACUGAGUCAAGCAGUGUGCCAAGCCUUGAACGGGAAGAGAGACUUUCCCUUGUGGAGCCACGCAGGAGAAGGGAGGGACCCUCCUCGGUGCCGCUUCUCUGCCUUCACGUUCCGGGCCGAAGGGAGGCUCAAGGGGGCUGCCUACGAAGGGGAAUGGCGCUUGGGGAAGCCCCACGGCAAGGGGAAGCUGACGUGGCCAGAUGGCCGGAACUACGUGGGAGACUUCAAAGACGGCUUGGAACAUGGGUUCGGGAUCUACCUUGUCCCUCAUGCGUCUGAGGACCACUAUGACUGUUACAAGUGCCACUGGCGGGAAGGAAGGAUGAAUGGCUACGGGAUCUGCGAGUACGGCAACGAGAUGGUCUACAAAGGGUACUUCAAGGACAACCUCCGCCAAGGGUUUGGCAUCUUGGACAACACUUCUUCGGCCGAAAACCCCAUUAAAUAUACUGGACACUGGGAGAACGACAAGAAGAGUGGAUACGGGGUGUGGGAUGACAAGGAAGGAGGGGAGCGGUAUAUCGGGAUGUGGCAUGAAGACCAGAGACACGGCACGGGGAUUGUGGUCAUGCAGUCUGGAGUGUGCUAUCGGAGGGUGUUCCAUCUGGAUAAGAUGGUGGGAGCCGGUAUUCUUCUCCUUGAAGAUGAUUCCAUCUAUGAAGGAAACUUCACCAGAGACCUGAUGUUUGUCGGAAAGGGCAAACUGACCUUCCCCAACGGCUUCACUCUGGAAGGGACCUUCACCAACAAGUCCAGCCAAGGACUCCAUACCGAAGGAAUCCUCAACACCUCCGGAGAAGAGCCAGAUGAUACAAUCACCAAAAUACAGCUUGGUCAGCGGGAAUUCCCAGUGGAGCAAAGGUGGGAAGGUCUCUUCAGCCAAUUUCUAGAGUUCGUCUCUUCUGGUGGUCAAGGAGAAACGGAGGAGUCCUUCAUGGGCUUCCAUGUCCAGACCAGCAAGGAGCUGCGCAAGUCCCAGGAGUACCUCUACUGCGACAGGGAAACUGAAGAGGCUCCCAAGAACCUGCUUGAGGAACUACUUGAACACCAGGAGACGGAAGCCCUGCAAAGCUACUUGGAAGAGGCUUUGAAGUCUUCUUUGCAUCCUUUAGGGAAACUCCUGAAGGCUCUGACCUCGGCAUUCCAGGCGACCUAUGGCGGCAUCGGAGCAAACAAGCACCUCCUGGCAAUGGCGCAAGAGGAAGUCAAGCAUUACGCAAAGGAAGUGUGGGAAUUCUACCAAGGCUUACGGGAUCUGGCUUUGAAGGUCAAUGGUCAACCAUCACUUGAAGACAUGGAGCAGAGUGACCUGAAUGGACCGGCCCUGAUCCUGCCGCUCAUCCUGCCGUGUUUCUACCCAGAGCUCCUGAUGUUGUACAUGCUUUACCACGAAAAGGAGGAUGACCUUUACUGCCAGGGGAUUGUCGACCUGAGUCUCUUUCCGGAUGUGAAGCUGCUAGAGUUUCUCGAUGUCCAAAAACACUUUUGGCCCCUGAAAGAUCUCACACUGACAACUAACCAGAGACGCUCCCUUAUCAAAGACCGGUGCUUUCUUUCUGCAACUGAAUGUCUACAGAAAUUGAUCACUACUGUUGACCCACGGGAGAAGCUGGACAUUCUCCAAAAGACGUACGAGGAGAUUGAAAAGACCACCAACCGAGUUCUGGAGAGGGAAUAUAGCCUAACGAUGGAUGAUCUCUUGCCGAUGCUGAUGUAUGUCGUGACGCGGGCAAGCAUACAGCAUCUAGGAGCAGAGAUCCACUUGAUCAGAGAUCUGAUGGACCCAGCCAAUGAAGGGGGCAAGCACGAUUUCCUGCUUACCGCACUGGAGUCCUGCUACGAACUGAUCCAGAAGGAAUUCAGACUCCACCAGAACUGGGAGGCCUUGCAAUCUUCCUGAAAAUGGCACACUGCAAUUGCCCGUAUCCUCGCUCAAUUCCGCCAGCCCCGGAGCUGGAGGUUUCCGUUAACAAGAAGGACCUUGCCUUGUUGCUGCUGUUUGUAUUGGUCUUUCCUAUGGGAAGCUCGCUUGGUUUUUAAUUCCACGAUUUCUUUGAAAUUGACGUGAUGGGAUGGACACAAAGGGACUCGGUUGUGUGCAGUAGUCCAUUUCCGUAUCUCACUGCUUUGCCAAAGCAUCUUUUCCUUUCCAAAAAGGGAACAUAACCAUUUAA